Messenger RNA from Eruca vesicaria subsp. sativa (arugula), 348 nucleotides. Lineage: Eukaryota; Viridiplantae; Streptophyta; Magnoliopsida; Brassicales; Brassicaceae. The record is from the annotation of a GenBank genome assembly.
AUGGCAGCAAAGACCUCAACCACACUUGCUUUAUUCAUUGUAAGUAAUCUUCUCUUCCUCAACCUCAUUUUCCUGGUUGCGGCAGAAAAUACUUGUCCAAGAGACCAGCUCAAACUUUCCACAUGCGCAAAUGUUCUCAACCUCAUCAACUUGAAUCUUGGCGCACCAGCUAUGAGACCUUGUUGCUCUAUUCUCUUAGGUCUAAUCGAUCUUGAUAUUGUGCUUUGCCUCUGCACCGCGCUUAAACUCAGCAUUCUCGGCAUCACCACCAACACUCCCAUUCACCUUAACUUGGCCCUCAACGCCUGUGGAGGAACCCUUCCCGAUGGAUUCCGUUGCCCAACAUAG